Molecule: messenger RNA, 2808 nt
Organism: Apiotrichum porosum
Lineage: Eukaryota; Fungi; Basidiomycota; Tremellomycetes; Trichosporonales; Trichosporonaceae
Exons: 3
Coding region: 1-2808 (935 amino acids)
Cellular component (GO): Golgi trans cisterna; membrane; Golgi medial cisterna
Source: RefSeq, a predicted model, not a curated record
AUGUUCCGCAACUUGCCGACGUUCAAGUCGCUCCCGCAGGCCAUCGGCCUCCCCUUUCUCAGUUCCGCAGAGGACGCCCAGGUCCAGUUCAAGGCUGGCGAUAACGGCUUGAAACGCCUCAGUGGAGAGGAUGUCAUUCCUAUCAGCGAAGAGUCGUACUGGUCCCAGUACUGGACGCUGUUUAGCAGUGCAUCGGAUGUGAACAGCUUGAUCUCUGCCCAAGAUGUCCGCCAGGCGCUGUCGGCCAACCCGGACAAUGUGGCCAACCUGAUCACUGUCCUCUCGCACCACCUGUUCAUGCUCCUUCCCUCACCCGCUUUCCCCGGCCCGAGCACCGACGAAGCGCUCAACUGCCUCCGUGUUCUCGGCCGUGUCCUGGUGGUGGUGUACGAGAUGGAAGACCCCACAUGGGCCAACACCAACCUGUGGGCGCGCAAGCCGCGUGGGUCCGUCGACUUGCGUGAUUUCCCCGGAUCGCGCCAUGACGAACCUCCAGCCGACCUGGCCAUCGAGGACGACCAGUUCACCCUUGGGGACGACGAUGACGAGGAUGCAGACGAGGGCGCGCGUGCGUUCAAGGCCAGCGUCGGGCGUUCACGCAAGGCCAGUGCCGCGACCCAGAAGAGCCAGGCAGAGGAGAACGGCGGCGACACCGACGAGAACGGCACCCUCCGCGACCCACUCGCCAACCCGGGUCCUGCGGCCGAGGCUGACGAGGAGCAAAACGUCGCCAAGCACGAGGACCUGGUGCCGUCGCUGGCCGAGCGCCUGUUUUCGUGCACCGUCGACCUCUUGUUUUGUGCUGGAUUCAGCGUUCCCGAGUCGGUUCGCGGCGAGGACCACGACGGCGACAAGGUCAACUACGUCAUCUGGGAGAAGGGUGUCGGCAGCACCGUGUCGAUUGGCUCGACCUCGGAGCUCGACCGCAACAAGGUCGAGGUCCUGCGCUUCCUCCUCAUUCUGCUCAGUACCACCAUGUACAUUUCGCCAGGAGCCCUGCAGAGCACGCCCAACCCGCUCCUCGAGCACCUCACCCACGACCUCGAGCGCCGUCUGGUGCUCUCGCUCCUGUGUUCGCUCCUCAACACGUCGGUCGGCAGCCCCAAGACGGGCACCAGCGCAAUGCCGUACAACCACCUCGUGUUCCGCGCGUCCGACGAGCGCCGCUCCCUGGUCCGCAUGUGUCUCAUGACUCUCCUCGUCGCCCUCGACUACCGCAGCUUUGACAGCAUCCCCCAAACACCCGGAACACCAGGUGUGGCGGAGGCAAAGGACGAGAAUGCGUUCCGUUUCUUUGUCUCCAAGCUCCACCGCAAGGACGAUUUCGCGUUUGUCCUCGGCGGCAUCAUUGGUAUCCUCGAGGAACACCUUGCUGUUAGCAACAACUACCUCCCCGGAAGCAAGAAGCCGGUCCCGUACCUUCUCGAGGCGUUUAUGCUUCUCUGGCGCCUGGUGGACCUUAACAAGCGCUUCCGCGCCUACGUCUUUGAGUCGGGCAAGGCUAUCGACAUUAUCGGUUACGUCCUCAUCUGCUGUCUCGAAUUCAAGGGCGACCCUUCGCAGCAUGGUUUCCUCCGUCUGCUCUCGUACCUGCUCCAGACCCUCUCUGCGGACCAGGCGUUUGGCUCUGCCAUCAACCAGCCUCUCCGUCAGGCCGUGCCGGCCAAGUGGGCCGUCCAGGGAAGUGCCGCCGACUUUAUGAUUGUGUCCAUCUACUCGAUCGCCACCACGCCAGGACUGAACCAGCUUUUCCCUGCGCUCACCAUCGCCAUCACCAACGCGGCACCACACCUCCGUCAUAUCGGCGUGCAAGCGUCGACCCGCCUCUUGCAGCUGUUCAAGGCGUUCUCUGCCCCCAAUUUCCUUCUCGCAGACGAGGGCCACCCUCGUCUCGUCUACUACCUCCUCGAGACGUUCAACUCGAUCCUGUACUACCAGCUCAACGAGAACCCCAACGUCGUGUACUCGAUCCUCCAGAGCCAUCAGGACUUUCAAAAGCUCGCGACCUUCACCCUUCUUUCGGGCCUGCGCGAGAUCCAGCGCAAAAAAGCGCUGCGCGAAGAACGUGCCGCUGCUGCUGCCGCUGCGGCGGCGCCUGCUCGCCCGGGUCUCGUUCGCUCCAACUCGGAGCUUGCUAUGCUCGCCGAAAAGGCCGCCCUCCUUGGCCGCGAAAUUGACGAUGACGAGGACGACCACAUCGCCUCCCCUCCCACGGCUGGCGGAUCGGCACCGUCUACUCCCACCGUCGACGCACCACCGGCCGCUACCCCAUCGUCGACUGAGGAGCCUCCUCGCCCCUUGUCCGAAAAGGCCCGUGGCAAGAUGCGUGCCACAGAGUCGACCACCUCGCUCCCGCUCGAGGAUGACGAGGAGGAGCUCAUGAAGGUCGCAGCGGCCGGUGUCGGACCCACAGGCUACGUGCCCACACAGGAAUGGGUCUCGUCGUGGCAAAAGGGUCUGCCUCUGGACCCCGUUCUUGUUGCCAUCUCGGAGCUUCUCCCCAAGAUCCAAGACUCGCAACCACCCAGGACCGGCGGACCCUCGUCCAAGGUCUUCAACCUCCUCAAGGGCAUGUCGCUGGGCGACGCCCUGCCCCCCGCCCCACCUGUCGUCCCGCGCAAGUUCCAAUGGAGCCCCCAGAGCUGCGUCUGGCUCACAAGUUUGCUCUGGGGCGACAUUUACGUCGCUGGCCUCGCGCAGGGUUUGUGGAAGGACACGACCGUCAGGCUCUUUGGCGUCAAGCAGGCGCCUGCCAAGGGUCGUCCGGCCCAGGUCGACCGCAUGCUCAAGAUGAUUGGUGUCGUGUAG